GAUUUAUUGGGGAAAUCUAAAAAAUUUUUGCCCUCAGAAAUAUUUUAUGAUGAUAUGGAUAUGGAAUCUGAUGACUUACAGUAUUAUUAUAGAUGUAAUAGUAUAAACCUCCUAAGAUAUUUAGAUAAAAAUUCAUUAUCGAAUAUUCCAGAUCCUAAAUACGAUGAGUGUAUUCUGUUAAAUUAUUGGGUAUACAGUAAAAUAGUUAAAAUUUUUCAUUCUGAUAAAUCUAGUAUUAUUGAUAAUCCUUUUGCCGCACUCCUACGGAUAUGGAAUGAAAUUAUUGAUAAUCAACCAGAUAAGCCUUCCUAUAUAAAAUGUCGGCCAGACAGUGGUACUAUUAUGAAACACGACUGGAGAAAAAGAAAAGAAUUGUACGAUUAUUAUGUUAAUUAUGACACGCUUUUUAAUACCGCUCAGGGCUAUCCACAAAAAUGUCAAGAAUAUUAUGAAAAAAUUAAAAAAAUGCAAAAUAUAUUUGACUAUUUCGAAGAACAUUGUGAAAAGUACUCACAUUUAUGCCCUGAAAUUUACAAAGAUUGCAAGUCGUAUAAUCCUAAAAGCAUAUUAGAAAAAAUAAAAUGUCAUGCUACCAUUAUAGGCACAAGUGGUUCCAUUUCAGAGGAUAAUUCUUUGCUUCAAGGUAGAGGAUCCACAGAAGUGCAUCCGGAACGUGCAGAUGAUUUUAAACUUCAUAUUAUAGAUGCAUUUACAGCCCAAUCUGAUACCCAUAUAGAUAGUGGAAAUUCAGGAAUUGGAACAAAAGUUACUCAUUCAAUUCUUGGCGCAGCUCCAGUUUUACUAACUGGCACUAUGUUAUACAGAGUAUGUAUAUAUUUUGUAAACAUAUAUCAUUAUAGUACAAACAUGUGA
Plasmodium cynomolgi strain B is the source of this 873-nucleotide messenger RNA. RefSeq lists its product as hypothetical. The coding region runs from base 55 to 873 and encodes 272 amino acids. The transcript has 2 exons. NCBI's taxonomy places the organism in Eukaryota, Apicomplexa, Aconoidasida, Haemosporida, Plasmodiidae. The record is from RefSeq and is a predicted model, not a curated record.